GAGUUCUAGCUAGAGCUAGCUUUGCUUAAAUAAUCAAAGGUUCGAACUGAUCGGGUUGCUUCGUUUCGAAUCCGGAAAAGGACAACAUUUCUGAGUUUGGGACGAUGUGAAAACACUAGUCGUCGAAUAUUUCUGGAGAAUCUCCAUUGCUUUCAGCAGCCAGAGCGAAGAAAAGCGUGAACAAAAUAUGAGACCCUGUUACUAAGCGUAAAUUUAGAUUUUCUCUUUGUCCUCUUACUUGCGUGCAUACCAUGGCAAACCUUGUUGAAUCCAUGAACAAAGCGAUAGAAUGCAACAACAUUGGCGUCGAUUUGCUUCGGGCGGGGAGACUUGACGAGGCUAUCGAAACAUUUAAAGGAGCGGCGGAAGUGAUGUAUCCAGUUUCCCGAGUUCUUCAACUUUCUCAAGCCUAUGUCUUUCGACCAACACAACCCAUCCAGGUGGACGUCCGGGAAAGUGAAAUCCUGAAGAAGGCGAGAUCUAGGCUUUCCAGCUUGUGUCAAAGUGCAGCGUCAUCCUCAAAAUUGGGAUGCAUUAACUGUUUCAUCUAUGUUGACCCUAAGAAGAUUGAGCCAAUGGUGUGCGAUCCCGCUUCGUGCACGCUGGAGUCUGCCACUGUCGUAUACAACAUGGGGUUGACAUACCAUCUUCAAGGAUCUGCAGCCUGCUUACAGAAAGCUUUGUGCCUCUUCGACAUGGCUUUUGAUUUGGUUAGCUCUGCAGAUAGCUAUGCCAGCUCAUCUGAAAUCGCAAUGGCUGCGCUCAAUAACGCGGGGGAAAUACAUCACGCGGUUGGGCACUACCAGCUUUCUCGUCAGUACUUGAAUACAUUAUCAGCCUUUAUUUUACGAUUGCCGAAUUCCGAAUGCAAGAAGACGCGAUGGGAGCGGCACCAGUUCCUUUUGAAUGCUAUGCUUCUGCAAGAACCACGGUUUGCCGGAGCUGCAUAA
This is a messenger RNA of Phaeodactylum tricornutum CCAP 1055/1, 950 nucleotides long. RefSeq lists its product with no specific name. Bases 252 to 950 code for a protein of 232 amino acids. The transcript has a single exon. Lineage: Eukaryota; Bacillariophyta; Bacillariophyceae; Surirellales; Neidiaceae. The record is from RefSeq and is a predicted model, not a curated record. Gene Ontology annotation, molecular function: protein binding.